CUCCGCCGCGACCGUGUCUACUGGUGGCCACAGGACGCGUUCCCCUACCUCCAACCGCCACCUCCCUUCUCUAUCUACGCUCUCAACCGACCGUGUUUUAGCCAGGCGAGUCAUGGCUGUGCAGCUGAAUGCGCCUGUGUUCAACCGACGCCUCAAACAAGUCCUCGACGCGUGGAAUAAUGCAAGCAAUGAGAGCGACUACAGCACACUAGCAGACGUGGACGCUAUAUUUUUACCUGCGGGCGAUCCUAACCCGGAGGAUGAGCCGAUUCGGAAGGGUGUUGCGUUCCAGACUUGGUUCUUGGGUUACGAAUUCCCCUCGACGUUCAUGCUCUUCUUCAAAGACCGGAUUUGUAUACUUUGUUCGGCGUCCAAAGCUAAGAUCUUGUCCCAACUCAAAAACUCUGGCGCUCCGGUAGCCAUAGACAUCUUCGUGCAAGCAAAAGCGAAGGACCCCCCUACGGACGCCCUGUCGCGCUUCCUUGAGGCUUACAUAUCCAACACGCGCGUCGGCACGUUGACGAAGGAGGCGCGGUCUGGGAAGUUGAUAGACCAAUGGACGAAGGCACUAGAUGCAGCGGAUAAGAAACCGGCGCUUGCUGAAAUUGCGCCCGCCGUGUCUUCCUUCCUCGCGGUCAAGGAUGAUGACGAGCUAAAAGUCGUGCGAACUGCAGCCAACCUCACGUCGACGUUGUUGACAUAUUACGCAGUCACGAAGCUCGAGACUAUCCUGGACAAGGAGUCUAAGAUCAGUCAUGAGGCGUUCGCUCAACUGAUCGAGACACGGUUGGGCUAUGGCGAGGGUGACAACGCCAAAGGACCAGACACCAAAGUAUGGAGCAAGGGCAAGGGGCUUACCGACGUAGACUGGGCUUCAACAGAGUUCUGCUACACCCCUAUCAUCCAGUCACAGACAACGAGCAGUGGCUAUGACCUUAGCCCAGCCGCGGAUUCAUCUUCGGACGACAUCGCGCACAAGGGCGUGUUCCUGAUGAGCCUCGGCAUGCGUUACAGGAACUACUGUGCUAACGUUGGCCGGAGCUUCAUCGUAGACCCCUCGAAGGAACAAGAAUCAAUCUACGCCCUUUUGCUCUCAUUGCAAUCUGAGAUGCUGGGCAAGCUCAAGGACGGUGUUGUUGGACGUGAGGUGUAUCAGCAUGCGUUGCAGUAUGUUCGUGAUAAGAAACCUGAGUUGGAAAGGCACUUUGCGAAGAAUGUGGGGCAUGGGAUCGGUAUGGAGUUUCGUGAUUCGCAGUAUAUGCUUUCCGCCAAAAACACACGCAAACUGCACGCCGGCAUGGUUUUCAAUCUCGUGCUGGGCUUCACUGACCUUGAGCACGAUGGCAAAAAGUACGCUUUGCAGCUCGUUGAUACCGUCCAGGUCUCCAACGAGAAGGCGAUCUGUCUGACAUCUGGCGUCAAGUCAAUCAAGGACACUAUGUUCUUCCUCAACCAAGACGACGAGGAUGACGUCAAGUCUGCGCCUGCGCCGGCAAAGAAGAAGGCCCCUGCCACGAAGGCGAACGGGAACGCGUCUCCGGCGAAGAACAAGAUGGCCGGCGGAAAGGUACUCCGUAACAAGACACGAGGGGCAGCGCAGGAGGAGGCUAUCCAAACCGCUGCUGCAAAGAUUGCAGAGCACCAGAGGGAACUACAUCAGCGUCUGCAGGGGGAUGGUUUGACGAAGUAUUCGGAGGGUGGCGGAGGAACUGGACGUAAUGAGGGUAAAGGAUGGAAGCGCUUUCAAAGUUACAAGGGCGAGGCGGCUCUGCCGAAGGAGGCAGAAAGCCUACGGAUCUUUGUGGACCGGAAAGCGCAGACCAUCAUUCUCCCUAUCCACGGAUUUGCUGUGCCGUUCCACAUCAAUACUAUCAAGAACGUCAGCAAGAACGAGGAAGGUGACUUCACCUAUUUGCGGGUGAACUUCCAGACACCAGGUCAGCUCGCGGGAAAGAAGGAAGAUACACCGUUCGAGGACCCGGACGCCACCUUCAUUCGUUCUGUCACGUAUCGGUCCGCAGAUGGACACCGUUUCGAUACGCUUUCAAAGCAGAUCACCGACCUCAAGAAGGAGGUCAACAAGCGCGAGCAGCAGAAGAAGGAAAUGGCCGACGUCAUUGAGCAGGAGUCUCUCGUCGAGAUGAAAGGCCGUCGACCCACGAAGCUGCCAGAAGUGUUCAUUCGACCUGCGCUGGAUGGCAAGCGACUGCCGGGUGAGGUCGAAAUUCAUCAGAACGGUCUGAGAUACCAGUCGCCGAUGGGGUCUCAGAAAGUUGACAUUCUCUUCAGCAACGUCAAACAUCUCUUCUUCCAGCCUUGCGAUCACGAACUCCUUGUGAUCAUCCACAUUCACCUCAAGGCUCCCAUCAUCAUUGGUAAGAAGAAGGCUCAUGACGUGCAGUUCUUCCGGGAGGCGUCAGAUGUGCAGUUCGACGAGACUGGUAACCGGAAGCGGAAGUACCGUUACGGCGACGAGGAUGAGCUCGAGCUCGAGCAGCAGGAACGAAAGCGGAGGCAGAUGGUGAACAAGGAAUUCCGCUCGUUCUCGGAGAAGAUCGCAGAGGCGGCGACAGCAUCGACCGGGGAUACACUCGAACCGGAUAUUCCCUUCCGCGAGCUCUCCUUCGAAGGUGUGCCGUUCCGUACGAAUGUGCGGCUGCAGCCGACAACGGAGUGCCUUGUCCACCUCUCUGAUCCACCUUUCCUUGUCGUUACACUCGCCGACAUCGAGAUUGCAUCUUUGGAGCGUGUCCAAUUCGGACUCAAGCAGUUCGAUAUGGUACUCAUCUUCAGGGACUUCACCAAAACACCUCUGCACAUCAACUCUAUACCAAGCUCGCAACUCGAUGACGUGAAGCAGUGGCUCGACUCCGUUGACAUCCCUCUAAGCGAGGGCCCGGUCAACCUGAACUGGGGUCCUAUCAUGAAGACCAUCAACGAAGAUCCGUACGAGUUCUUCCAGCAGGGUGGUUGGAGCUUCCUGGGCGGUGCGGGAGGUAGGGAAGAGAGCGACGCUGACGAGAUGUCAGACUCAGAGUCAGAGUUCGAGGCUGAGGAUGAACAGUCGGAGAGCUCUGCGGGUGAAGAAAGCGCCUAUUCUGAAGACGGCUCUGACGCUAGCGACGACGAGGGUAGCGGUUCUGAUUUCGGCUCGGAUGAGAGCGAGGGCGACGACUGGGAUGAGCUGGAAAAGAAGGCCGCUAGAGCGGACAAGAAGCAAGCCGACGUACGCAGAGUCAAUGGCGAUGAAUCUGACGUGGACGAGCGUCCGAAAGCGAAGUCCAAGCCGAAGGCGAAGGCAAAUGGCAACGCGAAGAACAAGAAGCGAUGAACACAUUCUGGCUUUUUCGUCUGCCUUCUGGUCGUGCUGUCCAUUUGCCUGUCUUGCAUCUAUUACUUGUGUCUACUUAGUACCGUACGUCGCAUGGAAGUUCCAUCAUAUGCAGAUUAUGACAUUGGUGCACUAUGCAUUCAAGCUUUGAGCCGCUGAA
Messenger RNA from Rhodofomes roseus, 3491 nucleotides. RefSeq names its product FACT complex subunit SPT16. The record is from RefSeq and is a predicted model, not a curated record. Gene Ontology annotation, biological process: positive regulation of transcription elongation by RNA polymerase II; transcription elongation by RNA polymerase II. Lineage: Eukaryota; Fungi; Basidiomycota; Agaricomycetes; Polyporales; Fomitopsidaceae. The transcript has 14 exons. Bases 113 to 3331 code for a protein of 1072 amino acids. Gene Ontology annotation, cellular component: FACT complex. Gene Ontology annotation, molecular function: nucleosome binding.